UUUAAGGUGGAACGGGAAAAUGUGGAACGAGAAAGCUGGCGAAUAGGAAGCCGACUUCAGCCUCGUUCACGCUCCUGCGUGAGGCAACAGGAAGUGAAUAUGAGUUAACACAUCAGCUUUAAACCAGCCUGCAGUUCCAGCAGAUGUGUCGGUGUUUCUGAGCUAAACGGGCAGAUAUUUUCCUAUUUUUCAGACCAGCUGGCUGCUUUAUUCAGCUGAGGCUCCACCGGAGAGCAAUGAACCUGUUUCUGCCUCUGUUCGCUCUGUUUACUGUCCUUCCGGGCAGCUGGGCGAGAUGUUUCUGCAAAGUCACAGGCAGCCUGGAUGACUGUGCCUGUGAUGUAGAAACUCUCGACAACUUCAACAACAGGAACCUCUUCACUAAACUCCAGAAGCUCCUCUCCUCAGAUUAUUUCAGGUUCUAUAAGGUCAAUCUGAAUAACCCAUGUCCGUUCUGGACAGACAGUGGACACUGUGGGCUCAGGGACUGCGCUGUUAAACCAUGCACUGCUAAUGAAGUGCCUGAGGGGCUGAAAUCCAACAAUCACAAGCCUUCAUUAGAGACCAGCAAACACACGGAGGAGUGUGAAAUGGCAGAGAAGCUUGGAGCCGUCAACGGCUCUCUGAGUGAUGAAACCCGACAAGCUCUCCUGGAGUGGAACAGGCACGACGAUGAGGCCGACCGGUUCUGCAUGCACGAUGAUGAAGACUCUCCGCAUGCACAGUAUGUGGACCUUCUCCUGAACCCUGAGAGAUACACUGGAUAUAAGGGUCCUGAGGCGUGGCAGAUAUGGAACAGUAUAUAUGAAGAGAACUGCUUCAAACCGUAUACAGUUCAAAGACCCCUGAAUCCCCUGGUAUCAAGCAGCGGUGAGAGUGAAGGAAAGGGAUUCUAUAGGUGGUUAGAAGGUCUGUGUGUGGAGAAGAGAGCUUUCUAUAGACUUGUUUCAGGACUACAUGCCAGUAUAAACGUCCACCUGAGCGCAAGAUACCUGCUGGCCGAUAACUGGUUCGAGAGGAAGUGGGGGCAUAACGUCACCGAGUUCCAGCUGAGAUUUGAUGAAGAGCUGACGAAAGGGGAGGGGCCUAAACGGCUCCGCAAUCUCUACUUCCUCUAUCUGAUUGAGCUCCGAGCGCUGGCUAAAGUCCUUCCUUACUUCGAGCGCCCCUCCUUCAACCUGUACACCGGCCAGCCAGAGCAGGACAGGGAGUAUAAAGAGCUGCUGCUGGAGCUCCUCCACAUGGCCAAAUCUUUCCCGCUGCAUUUUGAUGAAACCACACUGUUUGCUGGUGACAGGAAAGAAGCAGCUAAACUAAAAGAUGACUUCAAGCUGACGUUUAAAAACAUCUCCAGGAUCAUGGACUGUGUGGGAUGCUUUAAGUGUAGACUCUGGGGCAAGCUGCAGACGCAGGGUUUGGGUACAGCUCUGAAGAUUCUGUUCUCGGAGAAGCAGAUCGAGACUCUGCCAUCCAGCAGCUCCAAACCCUCAUUCCAGCUCAGCCGCCAAGAGAUCGUCUCACUCUUUAACGCCUUUGGGAGACUCUCCACGAGCAUCAGAGAACUGGAGAACUUCAGGACGCUGUUAUCAGAACUCAAAACUGAGCUGUAACCAGCAGCACAGCCUAAUCUGUUAUUGCACUGUUCCUCACUGUGGACUACUAACCUGGACCCAGACGGAGGAGUGAAGAUCAAGGGGGCAACCAAGGGCAGCUUGAAGUGACAGUUCAGCAAACAAAAUAAAAUGUACACAAU
Messenger RNA from Colossoma macropomum (tambaqui), 1753 nucleotides. It is a transcript of the gene ero1a, whose product is annotated as endoplasmic reticulum oxidoreductase 1 alpha. Gene Ontology annotation, molecular function: thiol oxidase activity; protein-disulfide reductase activity; FAD binding. Gene Ontology annotation, biological process: protein folding in endoplasmic reticulum. Gene Ontology annotation, cellular component: endoplasmic reticulum; endoplasmic reticulum membrane. The record is from RefSeq and is a predicted model, not a curated record. Lineage: Eukaryota; Metazoa; Chordata; Actinopteri; Characiformes; Serrasalmidae.